Balaenoptera musculus (blue whale) is the source of this 4088-nucleotide messenger RNA. It is a transcript of the gene TPD52, whose product is annotated as tumor protein D52. The transcript is spliced from 8 exons. NCBI's taxonomy places the organism in Eukaryota, Metazoa, Chordata, Mammalia, Artiodactyla, Balaenopteridae. Gene Ontology annotation, biological process: B cell differentiation. Gene Ontology annotation, cellular component: cytoplasm. The coding region runs from base 93 to 836 and encodes 247 amino acids. The record is from RefSeq and is a predicted model, not a curated record.
CAGUGCAGUGAUCCAAAGGAAUACGGGCAGAGCAGCGCUCAACCGAGGAAUAGCAGGCGGUGAUAGAACUAUGCGUUCUGCGUUCAUCUGGAAUGGACGGUAGAGAGAUGGAUUUUUACGAGGACUACCAGUCGCCGUUUGAUUUUAACACAGGAGUGAACAGAAACUAUCUCUACUUGUCUCCUAGGGGAAAUACAUCCCCACCAGGAUCACCUACUCUUCAGAAGUUUGGUCUACUGAGAACAGACCCAGUACCCGAGGAAGGAGAAGAUGUUGCUGCCACUAUCAGUGCCACUGAGACCCUAUCAGAGGAGGAGCGAGAAGAGCUAAGAAGGGAACUUGCAAAGGUAGAAGAAGAAAUCCAGACUCUGUCUCAAGUGUUAGCAGCAAAAGAGAAGCACCUAACGGAGAUCAAGCGGAAACUCGGGAUCAAUUCGCUGCAGGAAUUAAAACAGAACAUUGCCAAAGGGUGGCAAGAUGUGACAGCCACGUCUGCGUACAAGAAGACCUCUGAAACCUUAUCUCAGGCUGGACAGAAGGCUUCAGCUGCUUUUUCAUCUGUUGGAUCAGUCAUCACCAAAAAGCUGGAAGAUGUAAAAUUGCAAGCCUUUUCACAUUCCUUUAGUAUACGCUCCAUUCAACACUCAAUUAGCAUGCCUGCUAUGAGAAACUCCCCAACAUUCAAAUCGUUUGAGGAAAAGGUUGAAAACUUAAAGUCUAAAGUAGGAGGAACCAAGCCUGCUGGUGGUGAUUUUGGAGAAGUCUUGAAUUCGACUGCAAACGCUAGUUCCACCACCACGGAGCCUCUUCCAGAAGAGACACAGGAGAGCCUGUGAGAUUCCUACCUUUGUUCUGCUACUCACUGCCAGAUGCUGCAAGCGAGAUCCAAGCACAUCUUGUCAACAUUCAUUGCCAUGAAUUUCCACCAGAUGUGCUUUUGUUGAGCUUUACAUAUUCCUUUGACCAAAUAGUUUGUGGGUUGAACAACGUAAAAAUAUCUUAACCUCUAUUCCUGGGAAACACCCUUUUGUGUGCAUUUAAGGCCCUUUAUUUAGAAAAUAUCAUUAUAAAAACACAUAUAGUACCUGGAGAUCCUCACUAGAAUGAUCUAAGAAGCUGUGGGUUAUCAUAAUUGCUUUCCUACUUUACAAAAUUGCUCUGGAUCUGGGAUACCAGUUUGAUCUUUGUCUUCUAUACAAUUUUCUUUUUUCCUCUUUGAAUCUCUGUAUAUUUGAUUCCUAGGUAAGACUGUUCUUUAAAAUUUUCUGUAUCCUGGUUAUUAAAAGUUUUGGCAAGGUGUUCUUUACCUCCAAGGGAAGAACUACCAGCUACAAAAAAUAUUUUCGAAUAAAUAUUGUUUUGGUAUAAGUUAUCUUAUAUCUUGGGUGUUUGAAGACACCAGACUAAAUAUUCAAUUUAUUAUAGUUUUAUAAGUGACAAUAUGUACAGACAGUAAUUCAAAAUCCUAGGCGACUUGAGAGUGGAGCCCUCACAUCCUUGUUUAUCGCCAUCUGUGACAGUAACCAUUUCAGUGUCACGGUCAUUAUGCGUCAUGGUUAUUGUGCCACUUAUAGCUACUUAUUUUGCACCAGAUUAAAAUUUUAGUUUUGGAGUAGAUUGUAAGUUAACGUUCUGAAUCAAGCAUAUUGUAUUAUCAGUAGGUUGAAAUAUGAACACUGUCCUCAAACGUUCAGUUCAAAAGACUGAAAGAUUUUUAGAUCUAGGUAGCUGAAAAGUGCUAAAAUCAAUCACAUUAGGGGAAACGUUGUUGUCUUCAUUUAAUUCAUUUAGCAACAUUUACAGUAAGAAGCACACAUAUGACUAAUAUAACUUGAAAAAAUUUUAUACUAAGGGGUUGGUGAUAACUCCUGAGGAUUUAAUGCAUUAAUAAAAAUCAACUCAUCAUUUUCUACUUACUUGUUUUCAGUGUGUUAGAAAUUACAAAAUGAUACGGUAGAUAUUGCCCCCUGCUUUGAAAACUGAGUGUCAGGGCUGAAUGAACCAAAGCCUCUGGAAGUAUCUGCAUGGAGGCCAAGGUACUCUAUUAAUACUAAUGGCUAGUUACUCAUCACCACUAUCUUUUCCUUAUGCUGUGUAUGGUUAUGGCCUACAAUGUUGUAUUUGUUAUUUAUCAAGUUGUGAUUGUUUUAUUAUUGUUUAUGCCAAAUGUUAAUUGCCAAGCUUGGAGUGACCUAAAGCAUUUUUUAAAAGCAUGACUAGAUUUACUUUGGGAUAAAUUAUCUUAUCCAAAUCUGAAAAGCUACAAGUGUUGAUUGUUAUAAAAUAUUGAUAACAUGCUGCCAUUCUUGAUUGCUGGAGCUUUUGUUAGCAUUUCAGAUGCAACUGAAACUAUGCUCUAUUACAUGUGAAAAGCUUAAUAAAUUCUGUACAUCAGUAGUAUAGGUCUCAAUAUUUAUUAUGAGACCAGUGGUCUGGAAACAGCUUGUUGUAUUACAUAAUCAACCGGUAUCUAUGCUUUAAAAAAAAGGCCGUUUUUUACCAUCUGCUUUAAAUCACUGCUUCAUGGUAUCAGACUACCAUAAAUUAUUUACUUGAAAAGGCUUUAAGGCAAAGGUUGUUGAAGCAUUGUCCUAGAGGAGUCGACAUGUAGAAAUUUGUCUUUUUACAGAAAUAUUGUGGUUACUCAACAUAGCUGUUAAAUUAUUUUUUCAACCAAUUAGUCUUUCAGUUGUUUUUAUCACAUCUUCUUUUCAUCACAUUGUUUCUUGGAUGUCCAGCCCUAUUGUUGUCUUUUUAACAAAGCAAAAUGGAGAAGACGGCAGUUUCUUUAGUUGAGUGAAAUAUCUUCAAGUCUCCUUACUUUAUGAGAGAAAUGAUAGAAAUAGGGUUGGAAGGUGGGAUGGGUGUAUGUGGGUAUUGGUGAUGGUUGUAAAAGAAGAAAUUGGAGAAUCACUUUUCUAGACAUCUACCUACACUUAAUUUAGAAAUGAUUUAAUCUAUUGCAGAGUACUCUGCCUCUUAAAAGCAACAAAACAGUAGAAGGAGGAUAAAUUUAGAAAAAUAAAUAUCGACUUAGAAAUAUUAUUCCAAGUAGUCUUUGUGGAAGAUUCAAUAUUAUGAAUUCACAGAUAUUUAAGCAAUUUAGAACACAGUAAUUACUAAGAACAGCAGAGAGGGGUCCCGGUCAUUCUACUGUGUUUUGUGUUUGACACUGGAAAAACAUAGCAACAAGAGUGAAAUCUCAGAUAUUUAAGGAUUCAAGAAGUGUGACAGAAGAAAAUAAUUCCUGAAAUUAUCCCCUUCUUACAAAGGAACUCCUUAAUUUAUGGAGUUUGUGGGAAAUAAAGCAAGAAUUCUUACACCUAUGAGGCCAAAGUAAUCAACGGAAGAGAGCAGAAACCAUUGGAUUAUCCUAGUAGUAACUCAAACUAUUGAAAUAGAGAAAAAAACAUGUUGAAUUUGGACUACUUCUGGAUCUGUUAAGGAAGAGAUACUACUGUCUAUUUUUUUUUUUUUGUAUAGUAUUUGAAAACAAUAAAAAUUCUAUAAUUUGGGCAUGGGUUCUUUUGUAUUACCUAUCUGCUGAGGAAAGGGGGUAAAUCCAUUAAUUAUACAACUUCUCUCCAGACCCUUCAUAUCCUGGGUAUAGAAAGAACCAGGAGCAGCUGUAUGGACUCAGUGUAUCAAACAAAAACGCUACAUGCUGACUACAAAAAGACAUUUGUAAGUGACUAUUUGCUGUAUUUGUGCCAGAGAGGCUGCAUAAGGCCCUAUAUCAGGAUCGCAUGUGUUUCUUUAUAGCUCUUAAGACCCAGAUGAAAAAUCAGAUUUUUGCCCAUAAUGGGGAGAUGUUUGGCCAUUAAUUUGUGACUGUCCCAUUGUAAUUGGAUUAAUUAUAGAGGCCAUAUUGGUUUAUAGUUAAUAAUAAAGCAUUAUCACUUUUAAGUAAACCUACAAUCCAUAGAUUUCAAUUUCCACUUUCUGAUUGUGAAAUAAAAAUGAACCGGAAUCAAAAUGAGCCAAAAGAACUUUUAGUUUGUGAGCCCUGAGAGGGCAGGGCCUGCAUGUGCCUAUCACCUGCCAGGAUUUCACUUAAAUAAAACGCUACUUGGUGACUUUCACUUUAA